Messenger RNA from Phascolarctos cinereus (koala), 5132 nucleotides. RefSeq names its product OTU deubiquitinase with linear linkage specificity like (gene OTULINL). NCBI's taxonomy places the organism in Eukaryota, Metazoa, Chordata, Mammalia, Diprotodontia, Phascolarctidae. The record is from RefSeq and is a predicted model, not a curated record.
GUCCAGUCUGUUGGAGUAAGUGAGAGGCCAGGAAGGGCGGCUCACCGAGCCCCGGGAGGGAACCGCAGCGGCCCGAAGCUAGCGGAGGCUGCGAGAGGCGCGGGCAGCAGAUCCCCGAGGUGGCGGCCCCGCGGGGAUGGGAGGCAGAGCGGCGGCGGCAGGCGGCUGCACCCCGAACUGGCGCUAAGCAGGCUCUCGCCCGCCCUCCAGCAGCCCGGCAUGGCAGCCCGAAAGAGCCACCACCCGGCCCGGGAGAGGGACCAGCUUCCUGCUGCAGCAGAGUGUCCAGGCCAGACUACUUCUGCUUAAAAAACCUGAAGGACUGAGAGGAAGUAUCAGCAUGGGCUCUCAACCCUGAGAAUGGACUUUCCAAUGAGGGAACCAUAAAGUUCAGCCUUGGACAGCAGUUACAAACCAAGCCUUAGAUGUCGCAUGGAGAACAGUAAAGGGACCAGUGAUGUUGGGCAUAUCAUUUCUUGCUGCUGCCCUCUGCCACUUAAGAAGCCUAUAUUUAUAUUUAGGACAUCGGUUAAAAUGGUGGAGCGGAUACCUGCAGAGAAAAUUCAAAAAAAACCUCAGUGUGGAGGCAGAAGUUGAUCUCCUUGGUUAUUGUGCAAGAGAAUGGAAAGGAGAAACAAGCCGAGCCAAGCUGAUGAGGAAGGCUUAUGAGGAACUCUUUUGGCGUCAUCACAUUAAAUGUAUCCGGCAAGUCAAAGGAGAUAACUAUGAUGCAUUAAGAUCAGUCCUUUUUCAGAUACUCAGCCAGGGCCUCUCUCUCCCAUCCUGGAUGAAAGAAAAAGACAUUGUAAAGCUUCCUGAAAAGCUACUCUUUUCACAAGGUUGUAAUUGGAUUCAACAAUACAGCUUUGGCCCUGAGAAAUAUACAGGCCCAAAUGUGUUUGGGAAAUUACGUAAAUGUGUUGAAUUAUUAAAGAGUCAGUGGACAGAGUUUAGUGGUAUUAAGGACCAGCACAAGAGAGGAAACAUGUGUAACUGCCUUUUUUCUGAUGAGAGCCUGGAGUACAAGCUGUAUGAAGCUUUAAAAUUCAUCAUGUUAUAUCAAGUCAUCGAAGUGUACGAACAAGGGAAGAGUGAAAAGGCCAUUCCCAGUCUUUAUCGCCUCCUGUUUUCCAGGGAAACGUCUUCAGAUCCUUUAAGUUUCAUGAUGAAUCACCUGAAUUUUAUAGGUGAUACAUGUGGAUUACAACAGAUUGACAUGUUGAUUCUUGGACACUCUCUUGAAGUCAAAAUAAAAGUGUUUAGAUUGUCUAAGUUUAAUACCAGAGACUUUGAAGUAUACUAUCCAGAGGAACACCACAGGGAAUGGCCUGAGAUCUGCCUUCUGACUGAAAAUGACCGCCAUUACCAUAUUCCUGUCUUUCAAGUAUGAGAUGGAAUUGGUACUAUUGCCUACAAUAGGAAUGAACAUGCUUAAAAUAAGCUAUUGCAUGAAAACCAAAGCUUUUAUCUGGCUACUGAAGGAACUGAACCUUUUUUUCCCUUCUGGAGUUACGCUGUGAUGGAAUAAGACCUAUGUUGUUCUUUUGGGUGUGUGUUUUCUUCAAAAGACACUGAGAACUAGGAUUUAUCUGUUUGUUUUUUACCUAGUUCACAGGAGAUUUGGUUGUUCAAAAUACCUUUGAAUGGCUCAGAAUGUUGACCAAAGUGAGCCUGUAGUUGACCUAGAAAAACUGACCUUUUAGAAGUCUGUAACCUGAAAAUAUUGGAACGUUGUUAACGCUAGCCUCAGUAAAAGAAAAGUCCUACUUGGGAAUCUUUCCAUUUACUGAUUAUGAGUUGAUGUGGCCUUAGCCAUAUCAACAUUAUCAUCUUCAUCCAUCAAGAAUCUCCAUGGUACUUUGGUUUUCUAGAACCAUUUGCUUUACUUUUUAAAAAGAAAAAAAAGAGCAUGCAAGUGGGGAAACUACUUUUAUGCUGUAUUGUAUGAAUUGUUUUAUAUUAUUUUCAACUUUUGUGGCUAGAUCUAAUUGGCUUAACAUUAUGUAUGCAAAAAUGAAUGUUCCUAUUAAAUAUUGCAUAGUUUAAAACAAACAGAUACAAAUACUGUACUGUUUCCGAAAUGUCAAGCUGUUAUGCAUCAUAUGCAUUUUUAAUAUGGAAUUACAUGCUCUCUGAUGUUUGCUUUUGUAUCUAAUGUUAUUUUUGAAUGACAGCAUUUUUCCUCUGUCAUCUACAUCAAAUGUCAUCAGUGUUAUGCUCAAAGAAAUGUAAAUUUAUAAGUUAGAGCUUCUACCAAAUAUUUGCUACUUUGAAGUCAUUCACUUAAGGGGAAGGCAUAAGGACUCAAUAUUCCUUGAAUACAGUAAGGAAUAGUUACUAUGAAAUGUAAGGAAAGGGUAUGUUAGCAAGUGUUAUGGUCCAUGGAAAUCACACCCAUAGUUAAAAGAAUCUUAAUAUAAUAUUUUCAUGAACUAAGACUCAUGAGAGAAAUCUCAUAGGUUAUUGUGUACAAUUGUAGUUCAUUUCCUAGCUUAGCUAUAGAAAGUUUGAGUCAAGAGGAUUUGUAUUCCUUAUAUUCCAUAUAAUCCAGUUCAACAUAUGGAAUCUAUGGGUUUGGAUUCUAUGUAAUAUUAACUUUGUAAUCUCUAAGGAUCCUAUAUCCCUAAAAUUCUGUAAUUCUAACUAAUAACUUUUAAAAUGCUUCCUAUAUGAAAAUAGCAGUUUUGAAGUGUGUACUGGUGUGAUGUAACUAGCUGACUUUCUAUACCAAACUUAUGUUUUUCUACCUUUGGAUACUGGCUGAGACAGUGACUCAUUGGCUGUUCUCUGGUAUGUCUAUUUGGCAACACUGCUAAUUGCUAGAAAGAAAUGGCAGCCCAUUCUGUUGAGAUUUUUAAACCAGGAAUUCAGAAUUUUAAAGUUACCUAUUGGUUUGGACAGUCCUCACUUUCUUCUAUUAUUUCAGUGCCUACAUACUACUAAAAAGACAAAAACCUUAUCACAGGGAUCAGUAUCUCUCAUUCUGAAAGUGGUACCCAAAAUGAUUUUUAAUCAUUUAAUGAAUUGCUUCUGUGCCGACUAUGUUUUUUCUCUCUUUCUAAGAAGCCCAUCUACUCUGAGUCAAAACACAAGUACUGGACUAUAUGCAGUCCUGCGGGAGCCUAGCCUCCAAUUUUAAGGGGAUACUCUCUUUUUUCUGGCUAUUUAACCCCCCACCAUGGUGCCCUGCAGAUAAAUUGUAGAAAGCUUAAGUUUAGGCCCCUGUCUAGGGUUUUGCCAAAAGGGGAAUUUAAAAGGUAUUCAGUGUGUAAUGUGAAUCAGAUAUGGGACAGGUAUUUAUUUUCUACAUAACAGUAUUAUCAUCUACUGGGAGGAUGAUAUUUAAAGUUUAUCGGAACUUAAAGCAGUUUUCAAGAUUGAUGAUUAACCAUUUUACAUUUCACAUCACCUCUGCCGUGUACAAAAAUUUCCCCAGUACAGUCUUGGAUCAAUAUUCUUGUUUGUGAUCAUAUUCUCUAAUGCCCAAGUUUUUUCUGACAUCAGCCAAAUAUUCUCUCUGGACCUUAUGAGUUAUGGAGUUCACCUCCAAACCUGGUUAUGUCCACCCCAAUGCUGAUAUUCUAUAUUUUCGAAUACUUGAAAACUGCUUUAAGUUCUGAUAAACUUUAAAUAUCACCCUUCCCGUAGACGAUAAUACUGUUGUGUAGAAAAUAAUCAGGGAAAGGAAAAACAAAUUGGAAAAGGAAAAGAGGACUGGUAUAAACUCUUUUAUUUGAGACCAUGUUUCACAUAGGAGUGGUGAGGGGUUAGAGGGAAACAGCACAACUUAUUCUCAUCACCCCAUCACCGAGAAUCUAGAGAUAAAGUCCACUGUUUGCUGUAUGGGAGACUUGAUGCAAAACAUAUUAAAUUGAAAGCUGUCUCUUUUUUUAACUGCCUCAGCACUCAGUCCGCCUGCCAUGGUCAUGGGGUAAGAAGAGGAUCAAGGGACCACUAAGGGUUUAUUACAUCAUACUAAAACACCACAUGGCUAGAAGAAGGCCCAUAAACCUCCAGCUGGUUGAUUAGAAUCAGGAAGGGCAACUCUGACCAUACUCCAUGGAGUGGCUCCCAGAAUUGUUGAGUAUGUGGCAAAACUGAAACUAAACUCUACCGUCUCUUCUUUUCUUCCCUCUGUACCUAUCUUCUUUCCUGGAUAGCCAGAAUAUAAAAAGUAAAAAUCCUAGAGGAACAUUCUCCUCUGCCAAUAGAAUCAGUCAGCUAGACUCCCUAACUGGGCACCAUUAACUAUCACUGUUUUCUGCUUUAAUCAACUUACCAUUUUAAUCAUUACUCCUUUUACCAUUCAUUCACUAGGGAGAACCACUGUGGAUGCUACACAUCCUCCCAAACCCAGCCCUGGAGUCAAAGAAUACAUUAAGGCUUAUUUGGCACCUUCCAUCCUCUGGAAAGGUUGCAGAUCCCUGCUCUAUUAAAAAACAUUUUUCCCUUUGGUAUCAUAAUGUGAUAUUAUUGUCAAACCUUCAGAAUCCACAUAAUAUUGGCUACAUGUGGCACAUCAGUUUGCAACUUUGGACUGGAAACCUGAAAGUCAAAUGAGAAGAUGAGUGGUGUGUAGGUGCUACACUCAGUGUUAGGAGGACAGAUUUCUAAUCCCAUCUUAAACUUGCCCAGGUAAACCUGGGCACGUCACUUAGCCUCUCUUGGCCUCAGUUUCCUCAUCUGUAAAAUGUAGGGAUUGGACUUGAUGCCUUCUAAGAUCCCUUCCAUCUCUAAGUCUUUGAUCUGAAUAUUUCUGUUCAUACUUAGGUUUGGAGAGAAAAGAAUCUCAAGAUAGAAUUGUGGGGAGGGGUGGGGAGGGAAAAGCAUCCAAAGGUUUGGAAAGUAUGAAAAAUCAGGUAUUAGCCAAAUGACCUUUUAUUUAGUUGAAUAUCUUUGGGAAAGUCAAAACAUCAAAAAUUAAUGUCUUGCCUUUGAUCUCUAAUUAAUAAACCCAGUUAACUUGAUUUAGUUAGCUGGGCAUGGUUUGCUAACUCUCGUCACUGAAUAUGAAUUAGGGGAAAACGUCAGCCUCCUGUGUGAUGGCAAUAUCUGAAUGUCUUUCACAUUUGUUUUAAGACUAUGUAAAAUUUUAUACAUAAAAUAUAAAGAUCUCUUUCAUCUUUAAUGCA